UGUAUUGACAUAUAAUGUGAACAUUACUUCCCAUUUGUUUUAAAUAUAAAUAUUUUUUAUACUACAUGCUUGCAAUGAAGAAUAACAUCAGUUUCUCCUUCGGAUUUUUUUCAAUCAUUUUAGUGACACGUGUUAUCACUGGGACAGGUUUGGUUAAAGACUGCCCUAGUACAUCGAUAAAUGAGUACAUCGGACAUCAGCAGACGACAAAGAAUGGGACACCAUGCAUAAGAUGGGAUUCUUCCCCCGAUAGCAAUAUUUACACAAAUAAGGAUUUCCGUGACGCUACUGUAUCAGAUGCAGGCAACUUUUGUCGUAAAGUUGGAAAGGACUUUCUCUGGUGUUGGACGUCAAACAAUGACGAUUGGGACACAUGUGGAAUUGAACAAUGUG
Ruditapes philippinarum (Manila clam) is the source of this 393-nucleotide messenger RNA. RefSeq names its product phosphoinositide-3-kinase-interacting protein 1-like. The annotation marks the transcript as partial. Lineage: Eukaryota; Metazoa; Mollusca; Bivalvia; Venerida; Veneridae. The transcript has 2 exons. The record is from RefSeq and is a predicted model, not a curated record.